GCAAAGUAUCGGGUGACUCGGCCAACGGAGGAGAUGAGAAGGGAAUUGGGGUGGCCUCGGUUUCAGGAGGUGGGACGCGAGGCACAGUCGAAUAUCUAGAUGAAGCGGGUUGGGGGGACAGAGGCUGUGAAGGAGGGGUUGGUGGUGUGGCAAGAGAUGUGGAGAGUGGUGUAGGAGCUGCAAAGGAGAGAGAUGAUCCAGCAGUAGUAGUGAGUAGAUGUGAUGUGCAUGAAGGCAAAGCAGGAGGAAGUGUAGGCUGCCCAGAAGAUGAUGAACCAUGCAAGACUGGGAUGUGA
Molecule: messenger RNA, 296 nt
Organism: Ilex paraguariensis (yerba mate)
Lineage: Eukaryota; Viridiplantae; Streptophyta; Magnoliopsida; Aquifoliales; Aquifoliaceae
Source: the annotation of a GenBank genome assembly